Messenger RNA from Numida meleagris (helmeted guineafowl), 2902 nucleotides. RefSeq names its product galactosidase beta 1 like (gene GLB1L). The transcript has 16 exons. The record is from RefSeq and is a predicted model, not a curated record. NCBI's taxonomy places the organism in Eukaryota, Metazoa, Chordata, Aves, Galliformes, Numididae. Gene Ontology annotation, cellular component: vacuole. Gene Ontology annotation, molecular function: beta-galactosidase activity. Gene Ontology annotation, biological process: carbohydrate metabolic process. The coding region runs from base 104 to 1816 and encodes 570 amino acids.
CCGUUCAGAUCCGUGCCCUCAUUGCGAGUGCCGAGGAGCGGCCGACGGGAUGUGUGUUUUUCGGUCCGUCCCGUGCCGCCCUCCCGGCCUCUGAGCCGCGGUCAUGGGGCUGCCGGCCCUCGGGCUGUUGCUGGCGGCCGCGCUGCUGCGCACGGAGGCCGCCCCCCCGGCGCGCUCCUUCCAGAUCGAUUUCGAGCGGGACUGCUUCCGCAAGGACGGGGCCCCGUUCCGCUACGUGUCGGGCAGCGUGCACUACGCCCGCGUCCCACGGCCCUCCUGGCGAGACCGCCUGUUGCGGCUCUACAUGGCCGGGCUGAACGCUGUGCAGGUCUACGUGCCCUGGAACUACCACGAGCCGCAACCGGGAGUGUAUGACUUCACCGGGGACCGGGACGUGGAAGCCUUCCUGGACCUGGCGGCGGAGCUGGGGCUGCUGGUGAUCCUGCGCCCGGGGCCCUACAUCUGCGCUGAGUGGGAGAUGGGCGGGCUGCCUGCCUGGCUGCUGUGGAAAGCAGACGUCGUCCUGCGCUCCUCUGACCCUGCGUACCUGGCAGCUGUGGACGCAUGGCUCCAUGUCCUGCUGCCCAAGAUCAAGCCGCGGCUCUACCAGCACGGGGGGAACAUCAUCAGUGUGCAGGUGGAGAACGAAUACGGGAGCUACUAUACCUGUGACCCCAGCUACCUGCAGCACCUGCUGGGCACCUUCCGGAUGCUGCUGGGCCCUGAGGUGCUGCUCUUCACCACCGAUGGUGCGCAGGUGGAGGAGCUGCGCUGUGGCACCCUGCAGGGGCUCUAUGCCACCGUCGACUUCGGGCCAGACUCCAACGUGACAGAGGCAUUUGGUGCCCAGCGCCACAUCGAGCCGAGGGGACCGCUGGUGAACUCUGAGUACUACACGGGCUGGCUGGACUACUGGGGGGGGCCGCAUGCCAGUACCAGCGCUGCAUUGGUGGCCCGGGGACUCGCUGAGAUGCUGCAGCUGGGAGCUAAUGUCAACAUGUACAUGUUCCACGGGGGCACCAACUUUGCCUACUGGAGUGGAGCUGACUUCAAGGGCCAGUUCAAACCAGUGACCACUAGCUACGACUAUGAUGCACCGCUCUCGGAGGCUGGAGACCCCACGGAGAAGCUCUUUGCCAUCCGCACGGUCAUCAGCAAGUUCCAGCCCCUGCCAGUGGGCCCGAUGCCACCCCCCGUGCCCAAGUACACCUACGGAUGGGUGGCUCUGCACAAGUAUGCUGAUCUCCUGGAUGUCCUGGAUGUACUGUCCCCCUCUGGGCCCAUCCAGAGCCAGUUCCCCCUCAUCUUUGAGACCAUAAAGCAGGCCCAUGGCUUCGUGCUGUACCGCACACAGCUGCCCCGCGACAUCCUGACCCCAGCCACGCUGAGUGCUCCUCCCCACAGCGUCCGCGAUCGUGGCUAUGUGAUGCUGCAGAAGGAGUACCAGGGAACGCUGGAGCGAGACGGUCAGACAGAGCUGCGUGUGAAAGGCAAGGCAGGGGACACGCUGGAUGUGCUCCUGGAGAACAUGGGCAGGAUCAGCUUCGGGGCAAACUUCAAUGACUUCAAGGGCUUGCUGGGGAACCUCUCUUUGGACUCCAGCCCACUCAGCAAGUGGCUUAUCUACCCCCUGGCCAUAGAUGCUGCCAUCCAGCAGGGCUGGCCCCACGCUGCCCUGCCUAAAUCAAGCUGCAGGGGCAGAGCAGGGCCAGCCUUCUACACAGGGACCUUUGAGACCCCUGGCAUUGCCUGGGACACCUUUGUGAAAUUCCCAGGUUGGAGCAAGGUGAAUCCAGGGACCAGCCCACAGCCCUGAUGUAUCAGACAGAUUAAAAAGAGUGUGAACACGUACAGACAGUUGGAGGCUUCACCCCCAGGCAGAACAGUAAAGACAGUAGAAGUCUCUGGGCCCUGCUGAGGCAGCCCCAUUCCUCACCUGCUCUGCUCUUCUCCUCAAAUUCUUCCACUGGCAGCACCCGGCGCCCCUGGAGUCGCUGCUUCAGGUUGAAGCGGUGCCAGUCAAGUCGGUAGUGCUCAAUCUGUGGAGGGAAGAAGAGUCAGCCAGCUGGGUCCUGGUGCUCCACAGAAGCCAUCCCCACCAAACACCCCAUGGUGACAGACUCCAACAGCCAUACCAAUUCUGGAGCUGCAGUGAUCCUGAGCAGGAAAUCACAGUACAUCAAGGAGCUAGCAAGCCAGUUAACCAUUAGCCUAAACAGACCCAGGCCUGCGCUGCGUCGUGCUGCAUGUGCAGCUUGGCCUUCAGGCCUCUAUUGAGCUGCACAAAUCCCCUGGCCACAGGAUAAACUCAGCCAGGUCACUGGAACACAGCAGCCCACAGACAGCUCUCAUUCAGUAGCAGCAAUUACACCUCCUGCGUGGCCUUGCCUUUGUCCUGAUCUGGAUCAAGAAGUCCUCAUGUGAACAUCCUUUUAAUUGUACAGUAGGAAAGAUGAAUAAAGUUGCUCCGUUCUAAGAAAACACUGUGAGAGCUUGAAGGACUACAAUGGGAAAACCUUUGUAAGGACUGGAUCUGUGCUGACUGGAGACCCAUCGCACCAUGAGACUUAGGACUCCCAGCAUCUAAAGGGAUGUAAGAACAUCUGCAGUAUCCUCUUUUUCUUGUAUUGUUGUCUCAAAUAAAAGACAUACUAAGUGAUAUUCUCCAGAGUCUGAAUGCCUUUACCACGAUCAUAAAGAAACAGCACCUCCUGGUGCCAACAAGGUCAUGCAUCACCAAACACGCUGGGCUAUCCUCAAACAGCACAGUCCUGUCUGACCUGCCUGGAUCAGACGUACCAGACUCCAAGAGAAGGCCCUAGCUAAGCUGCAAGCAGCAGCUGUCACUAGGUAGCCUGGUGUGGGGAUGAACCCCUGGCAGCACCCAGCAAGCCACGCCAGC